CUCUCUUUUUUUCACUUACGACGAGUAUUCACCAAUGUCACUUUGAUUCUUUUGUUGGGGUUUCUGCGCAUCUGGCUGGCCAUGGAUACAUCUUCUCUCGUAAUUAAUCAUCACCACUCUCUCUCUCGCGUCAUCAAACUUCCCCAUAUACCCAAAUCAUCUUAUCCUUUCUCCUCCUUUCAAUCUUUCCCGACAAGACAACUCCUCAACAAACAUCUCUCUUUCCGAGUAACAUCUCCAGCUGCGAUACAAAGAGACAACUACGAAACGGCCUCCUUCGUGGAAGAAGACGACGAAUCAUACGGAGAAGUCAACAGAAUCAUCGGCAGCCGGAUGGCGGAAGGAGGAAACGGCGCCGCAAUGGAGUACCUAAUCGAGUGGAAAGACGGCCACUCUCCCUCGUGGGUCCCAUCCAGCUACAUCGCAGCCGACGUCGUGUCCGAAUACGAGACUCCCUGGUGGACCGCCGCGAGAAAAGCCGACGACAAGGCCUUAGCUGAGCUUCUUGAAUCAUCUGAAGGUCGCCGCGACGCCAACGCUGUAGACGAAAACGGAAGGACGGCGCUUCUUUUCGUUGCGGGGCUAGGCUCCGACAAGUGCGUUAGGCUCUUGUCCGAAGCUGGAGCCGAUCUUGAUCACCGUGACAUUAGAGGGGGACUCACAGCGCUGCACAUGGCGGCUGGGUACGUGCAACCGGAUGCUGUGGCGGCGUUGGUGGAGCUCGGAGCGGAUGCGGAGGUGGAAGACGAGAGAGGGUUGACGCCGUUAGAGCUUGCGAGAGAGAUUCUUAAAACGACGCCGAAAGGGAACCCGAUGCAGUUUGGUCGGAGAAUAGGGUUGGAGAAGGUGAUUAGUAUACUUGAAGGUCAAGUGUUCGAGUACGCGGAGGUGGAGGAGAUUUUGGAGAAGCGAGGGAGAGGGAAAGACGUUGAGUAUCUGGUGAAAUGGAAGGACGGUGGAGAUUGCGACUGGGUCAAAGGUGUACACGUGGCGGAAGAUGUGGUGAAGGACUAUGAGGAUGGCCUGGAGUAUGCUGUAGCGGAGAAGGUGUUGGGGAAGAGGAUGGGGGAUGAUGGUAAGACGGAGUAUCUUGUGAAAUGGACUGAUAUGGCUGACGCCACGUGGGAGCCUGAGGAGAACGUUGACACUAGCCUUGUGCAACUCUUUGAAGAAGAAGAGGCUCAACCUGUUAAUGGCCCAACCAUUGUAUGAGCUUCAGCUUGGGAUGAUUAAGGAAGACCCCAUGGUUUUUGUUUUGUUUUUUUCCUAUUGAAAUUUUCUUUUUAACUAAAUUAAUAUUUCACAAAGAAGCAUUUGUCAAUGAUGUGUUAUAACAUUUGCUGAGAUUAGAACACUUGGUGAAUGUCGACAAAAAAAAAUAGAACACUUGGUGAAUUCCAAUUUCACAAAAAAGAUUUUGUUAGUCUGACUAGUUUCUGC
This is a messenger RNA of Eruca vesicaria subsp. sativa (arugula), 1440 nucleotides long. The record is from the annotation of a GenBank genome assembly. NCBI's taxonomy places the organism in Eukaryota, Viridiplantae, Streptophyta, Magnoliopsida, Brassicales, Brassicaceae.